Cannabis sativa is the source of this 2190-nucleotide messenger RNA. RefSeq names its product probable anion transporter 5. Bases 450 to 1778 code for a protein of 442 amino acids. Gene Ontology annotation, biological process: transmembrane transport. Gene Ontology annotation, molecular function: transmembrane transporter activity. NCBI's taxonomy places the organism in Eukaryota, Viridiplantae, Streptophyta, Magnoliopsida, Rosales, Cannabaceae. The record is from RefSeq and is a predicted model, not a curated record. The transcript is spliced from 2 exons.
UCAUUUUUCAAAGGUUAGUUAGAUUCAUUAUUUUAAAAGCAUGGUAGUUUUAUUUAUUUGAUUUUUAAAAAAUAAUAGAAAAUUAUUUGACCAAUAAAAACCCUAAAACUGUAUCUUCCUCCAUAGAUCUCAAAGUUCCAAGAAUGGCCCAGAGCUCCGACGAUUGUGAAGUCUGAGUGGGUUAUAGCCGAAUUGAAGCAUUUGAAGUUUCUACUCAGAGUUCAUUUUGCAUUUCAUGAGGUUCCAUCAACAUAUGUAAGUUUCACGCUUCAAUAAUUGUGAAGUUUCUAAUUAAAUCACUUUGUUGGUGGAAACUGAGCCUUUGGGAAGUCAUUUUAUAAUUGUAGUUAGUGGAAACGAAGAUUGAGGGAGAGAGAGUGAGAGAACAAAUUCACUUUUGUUUAGACAAUUGGUGAUGUAGAUAUAUAAAUGAUCACCAUAAGUGUAGUAUGAAGAGGAUAAAGUUUCCAAAGCGUUACUGGAUUGUUAUUUUGACCUUCAUCUGCACGUCUGUUUGCUAUAUUGAACGUGUGGGCUUCUCAAUUGCAUAUACCGUUGCAGCUGAUGCUGCGGGAGUAAAUCAAUCUAGCAAAGGCAAAAUACUUUCUACAUUCUAUUAUGGAUAUGCCUGUUCACAGGUGCCUGGAGGUUGGGCAGCCCAAAAAAUCGGGGGAAGGAAGGUUCUUCUUUUCUCAUUUGUAUUAUGGUCGAUGACUUGUGCAUUAGUUCCACUAGAUCCCAAUUUAGUGGGAACCUUGGUGAUUGCGCGACUGCUUGUUGGUGUGGCACAAGGGUUUAUCUUCCCUUCCAUUCACACAGUUCUGGCACAAUGGGUUCCACCUCAUGAAAGAUCCAGGUCUGUUUCUCUCACAACCUCUGGCAUGUAUCUUGGGGCAGCUGCAGGAAUGCUUUUCCUUCCAAGCCUUGUCAAAUUUAGAGGUCCCCAAUCGGUUUUUCUUGCUGAGGCAGCAUUAGGUGGUAUGUGGUCUAUGCUUUGGUUCGCAUAUGCCAGUGACCCACCUCGUUCUGAACAUCCUAAAGCCACAGCUGCUGGAUUUGGGGAAUCUUUGUUACCAAUUAAAGGAAGCCAAAAGUUGAAAGUGGAGAAUGGAGGAAAUUCCGCUAGAAAUUCCAAGAUCCCAUGGAAGAGAAUUAUCCUUAGCUUGCCAGUUUGGGCAAUUGUGGUAAAUAAUUUCACCUUCCACUAUGCCUUAUAUGUUUUGAUGAAUUGGCUGCCCACUUACUUUGAAUUAGGUCUCAAACUUAGCCUUCAAGAGAUGGGUUCUUCCAAGAUGAUGCCUUAUCUCAACAUGUUUUUAUUCUCUAAUAUUGGUGGUAUGUUAGCAGACCACUUUGUCACUAAGAGAAUCUUGUCCGUGACCAACACCCGAAAAUUCUUGAAUACCAUAGGGUUUGUAGUUGCUUCUCUUGCUUUGAUGGCGAUUCCUAUGUUUAGAACGUCUAAUGGAGCUGUACUAUGUUCUUCUGUGGCGCUUGGUUUCUUAGCUCUCGGGAGAGCUGGUUUUGCUGUGAAUCACAUGGACAUUGCGCCAAGAUAUGCAGGUAUAGUGAUGGGAGUUUCAAAUACUGCUGGAACAUUAGCUGGAAUUAUUGGAGUUGAUUUAAGUGGCAAGCUAUUGGAAGCAGCCAAAAGUAUCGAUUCAGAUCUUUCGAGUCCGGAAAGUUGGAGAAUGGUGUUUUUUAUACCAGGGUUACUCUGCAUUCUAAGUUCUGUUGUGUUCGUACUAUUCUCUACAGGGGAAAGGGUUUUUGACUGAGCUUAAGUAUGUUACAUGCAAAGCCUCUCACUUUUGAAAGGUGAUUUUAUCACUUUGGGUUAUUGAUAUAACUUAAAGUAAUCGGCAUAAAAGUUGGUGGCUAUAAAAGAGAAUUCUUCAUUCUUUGAUACAUUUUGCUGCAUUAUUUUGUAUCUCACAAUACCAAGGGUUUGUAGGAUUUGGAACAUGUAAUAUUCUUUCUUUUUUUCUUUUUGUGAAAUGUUAAGCUUGUAAUUUAAUUUAUUUGACCACACUGAAAAUAAAUUAUUUCCCUAAAUGCAUAGUUACAUGUAGGAUUUGGAACAUGUAAUUUAUUAGGACUCUAGUUGUAUGAUUACCAAGACCUCUGUUUAGUGGACCAUAAUCACAUUUUAUAAUUACCCAUGCUUUUAUAGUCCACAUUUUCAUGGCA